CUCCUCACUCACUUAUAUUGUAAACCUAAGAGAGUCGAAGCUUUAGAAUUUCAGUUCGCCGCUGCGGCAGCAUAACAAGCAAAUAAAUAACCUUCUGCUGCAGCGAUCUUAUUUUGAAAUUCUUUCGCUUCGAUGGCUCGCUCUAUCUCCAACUCGAAGGUUCUUUCUGCUUUUGUCUCCGACUCCGUUUCUGCUUUUCUCAGCAGGCGUGGAUAUGCGGCGGCAUCACAAGGUGUGGUCUCCGGUGGUGCCAAAGGAGGUAUGCCAAGGAUGAUGCAAAAAAGUGGAGAGGAAUCAUCAGUGAAGACAUCAUGGGUGCCAGAUCCAGUUACUGGUUACUACAGGCCUGAGGGACAAGCUAAUGAGAUUGAUGCUGCUGAGCUCCGUAAAAUGCUCUUGAAGCACAAAUCUAGAAACAACUGAAGAAAAGCUAUGGAUCGAAAAAACGAAGCUGCGGCU
Messenger RNA from Lycium ferocissimum, 459 nucleotides. Its product is annotated as protein SENESCENCE-ASSOCIATED GENE 21, mitochondrial-like. The transcript is spliced from 2 exons. The coding region runs from base 133 to 423 and encodes 96 amino acids. Gene Ontology annotation, biological process: response to stress. The record is from RefSeq and is a predicted model, not a curated record. Lineage: Eukaryota; Viridiplantae; Streptophyta; Magnoliopsida; Solanales; Solanaceae. Gene Ontology annotation, cellular component: mitochondrion.